AUGCGAUGGAAUGAAACCAUCACAAAAGCGAUUGCGUCGCUGGUCUGUGUAAUCCUAUGGUGCCUUUCCCUACAAUUCAUUUCUCGCCAUAUUCCGAGCAUUUCCGGAGAAGAAAAGUAUUUCCCGAAACAAUUGAUCAAUGACGAUAAUGCGCUGAAUAGGUAUCGAUUGAAUAUUUCCGAGCAGCUCUAUCGCAACAGCAUCAAAGAAUCCGAUCAUUUCAGCCCACUGGAGAUUCGAAUUCUUGUUUCUGAUCGGCGUCAGGAUUACCUUCUACAGGUUAUCGCGUUUCUAAUUGAUUCGUAUCAAUCCCAUAGGCGACUGUCGCCAAGUCUCGAGCUAUGCAACGUAGAGCCGGUGGUGUUUGAAGAGUUACGGCGCUUCCAGCUCCACAUACCAAUUCGAAUAAUCAGCAAAACUGGCUCACGACAACUCCCGCUGAAUGACGUCUAUAAGCAAAAGGCAUUCCCGACUACUGGAAAUGCCUCAAUCGAACAACAAAAGCGAGUUUAUACCCACCAUUUUGUUUUUGAUAGGUACGUGAUGCUGCUCGAAGAUGACGCGCUUGUCGUUCCGGAAUUCGCUAGAAUGAUGACCUCACUAAUGAAACAACUGGAUCGCAGACCGUACGUCGACUACGUGAAGCUCUAUCACCCCAAUCAACUGCGAAAGAUCCCAUCCAUUCCAAUGGCAAUAGCUUUAUCGCUGAAUAUUUGUUAUUUAUAUCAAGUUAUUGUUUUCCGACGGGUAUUCUUGUUGUGGUUAGUGGCUACCUCUGCACUUAUGUAUGCAUUUCUUCGCUCAUAUGGCUCCCAGCUUCUGGCUGAUGUGCGAUACGCUAUCACAAAGUCGGUCUACAUGACCGUCACUGAGUCGUGCUGCACACCGGCAGUGGUGUUUCGAGCGCGGAAAAUUCCAGCGAUCGUCUCCAAACUGUUGGCAGUGUCUAACAAACGUGCAUUCAUUGGCCAUGCAAAGGACCACAUCUCGACGAAUCGGAGUUUAUCGGAAGGCAAACGGAUACAAAUCUUGUGGUCCACAUUGGGGCAGUCAGCUCGGUACGUAAGCGUCUCAUCACCCUCAAUGAAGUGCUCUCCGCGAGAAAUCGCGACCACUAAAGCACAAAGCGCAAUUAUUAGCUUGUGA
Messenger RNA from Ostertagia ostertagi, 1146 nucleotides. Lineage: Eukaryota; Metazoa; Nematoda; Chromadorea; Rhabditida; Trichostrongylidae. The record is from the annotation of a GenBank genome assembly.